AAGUUUUGCAGCUGAAGGAGCAUUUUCUCUUAAUCCAAGAUGACGGAAAUCAGUGAGAAGGAGAAUGAACCACAAAACAGGGACCUUCACCGACCCCAGGCGACCGUGCCCAGCCAACCUGAAUCAAAGUUGCAGCGGCUGAAGCGUUCCCUGUCCUUCAAGUCAGUCAUGCGCAGCAAGAGUGUGGACAACUUUUUCCAGCGCAGCAAUGGCGAAACCCGCCCACCCUCAGGCCUCAUCACUACACCGCCACCUCCACCAUCUCCUCCCCCCUUCUCUGAGUCCCCCCUGGCCUAUGAGCGCUCUCCCUCCCUGUCCCCGACAGUCAGUCCCAACCCUUCAUUGUCCUCACAUUCACCAUCUAUCAGUCCCUCACUGUCCGUCACCUCCAAAACCCAGCCAAAGACUCAGGCCCUGCCGGUGCAGCCGGUCAAGACCCACUGUUUCCAGGAGCAUGUCUUCCGUAGGCCUGCCAGCUGCCAGCGAUGCAAACACAUGAUCCAAGGGAACUCAAAGCAGGGGCUGCGCUGUAAAGCCUGCAAGAUGGCGGCCCAUCUCUGGUGCUCAUCAGAGCUCUCCCAGCAGCCCUGUAUUGGCAAGUCAGGAGCUUUCAAGAGAAACUUCAGCUCUCCUCUGCUAACCAUUGAUCCGUUGGGUGUGGUCAGAGAGGCUCCUGCUGCUCAGGAAGCAGAUAAUGGCAUUGUCGACCCUGUGUAUGAAGCACUGCGCUAUGGGACGUCGCUGGCUCAGAUGAGUCGCUCCAGCUUCGGCAGUAUCUCAGAGUCGCCCUGUCAUGAGCUAGAAAAACCUCAAGACAAACUAGAAAAUCAGCCUAUAGCUGAAGAGGAGCACAUCCCAGGAAUGCUCACUCCUCCUGAAAGCGAGAAGGCUGAUUCAGAAGACAGGGUCAGCCUGAAGACUCCCAAACGAGUAGAGGUCCACUCCAUCCACACCUAUGUGGCUCUUUACAAGUUCCUGCCUCAGGAGAAGAAUGACUUGGAGCUACAGCCUGGUGACAGAGUUCAAGUCACAGAUGACUCCAACGAGGACUGGUGGAAGGGAAAAAGCAAAGACAAGGUAGGAUUUUUCCCAGCCAACUUUGUGCAGCGGGUCCGCCCUGGCGAGCGGGUGUGGAAGGUCACCACUGGUUUCCACGGUAACCGAGACAAAGGCCAGAUGACUGUAAAAGAGGCACAGAUCUGUGUGGGGAAGAACGAGGAGAUUGACGGUUUCCUCCGGCUGACUAGCGGGAAGAAGAGAGGCUUGGUCCCUGUGAAGUGUCUGCUAGAAAUAUGAUGGCGGCUCACUUCCCCUUGACCCUCAGUUUGAUAGAGAAGUUCACUAUGACGGAGGAAUACUCAGGAGUGUUUACCCAACACCUCACUGACCGCCAACCACCCACCCCAACCCCUCCAAAAUCUGGCAGUGAAGUAGCAGCUUGAGUGGACGAUGAUCCACAACUUUGCUUUUUACUGGAGAGGAUUUUAAAGGUUAAGACUUAAAGGAGGGGGCGGCUUCUUUAGAGUUCUUUAGAGCUACUUUUCUUGUAGCACAACUUUACUUUGUGUGGUUUUAUACACAUUCACAACAGAAAUGUAGCAUCAUAUAGCAGAGGAUGAGCGCGCAGGAAGUCUGGCUACCUCACUAGCCAUCUCCAUUAGCCUUCCAUCUGCAAAAAAGGGGAGAGGACUACUUUAUUAUGAUGUCAAUGCGUGUCCAAGCCUAAAGGACUUUGUGAGCAAACUGUCUUCAUUUCAUUGUUUGCGUAGAGACAUAAGAGAUUGUGAAAGAUUGUAGCUGUUUAUCGUAGUUGCUUGUGCCAACAUGUUUUGGUCGAUUGUUUCAAACCCUUACACAGAUUUUCUUUAGUAGAUUCAGCUGAGGAUAUAAACUAUGACUAUCCAGUUUUGGAUGUGCAGGCUGCAGCUCACGAUGUGCACACAUCUGCUGUUGUGAUAUGGAUUCAUGAUGUGCAUAUGGUUCACUCAUGCUCUGACUAGAAAAUGAUUCAGGUAUUACAUUAUGUAAAAACCCAAAAGUCUUCUCUGCUACAUUUUGGUCAAAUGAAAGUCAUAACACACACACACACACACACACACACACACACACACACACACACACACUGGGGUUUCUGUUUAUCAGACUGCUCUCCAGUGAUUAGAUUACAGUACAUUUUUGCUCUUCACAGCUCUGAUGUGACAAAUGCUUUCCGUGCACCUCGGGGAGCCUCUUUCACAGUAUGCCCUUCAAUCACACCCUUUCUACACACACUAACACACACAGAUUUUAUAGUUCACUCCGCCCCAUGUAACUCUAAAAUCAAUCACUAGAAUCUGCUUCCUGUCAUUGUACUCUCAGCGUUGUUUAUCCGUAUGUAAUGUCCAGUAAUACUCGCUGUCAUAUCUGGUUGUGUGCUACAACGUGAGGACGGUGUGCUGUCUCGACUGUCUGAUCUACAUGCUUUUUCUUCCAGGGAAGAGCAGAGCAAAGAAAUACUGCAAUUCAGGAUGAUGAAUUCAAAACCAAACUCAGUGUUUUUCUGUCAAAAAAGUGAGAAAGGCUGUCAAACAAAGCUGUCAAAGACGUGUUGAAUUUUUGAUGAAUGGCUACUUUUUCUCCCAGCACAUGUGGUUACUUUUAAGUAACACUUAGGGACUGUUAAUUGUUGCUGUAAUUAAAGGUGAUAAAAGGCAAAAUCACCUCACACCAUCUGAUAUAUUGCUGUCAGUAUAAACCAUAAAGCAGUGACAAACUGCCUUUGUUACAGCAAUAACUGUAAAUAAAAAUAUGACAGUAUUUGUAAAUAGCCUUAUGAAGAUACUAUAUAUAUUGGCUCUGAAUAGCACUCUGAGCAAGAGGUUUGCAGCUAUCCAGGAGCCAACUAAGGGCAUUAACUUCACAGUUAUAAAUUACAGGAGAUUAUUGUUUAUGGUCCCACUUACCAAUGUAUGCACCUCUAUGCUCAAUUAACAUCAAGCCCUGUCAGCACAAAUCUUUUCAAAUACUAUGCACAACAGUUCUAGUCACUCACUUUAUUUUGUACUCUGCUUAUUUCCAGCGGCGCCUCACACGGAUUAGUGUAAACUUUUGCAGUGUGGCUAAAGAUUUGAAUUUGAACUCCAACUUCCAGGAGUCUUGCAGCUUUUACAACGUGUCCAUCUUGGAUCAGUCUGCACCAUGCUAAUCCUAAACAUUACCAUCACUGACUAGAACCAAGAUUGGCUCAGGAUCAGUAUUACCCAGGUGAAUUCCCUUUCUCACUUUAAUGCACACGACCAGGCUAGUUCUCUGCAUGGCCAACUGCCCUGUGAGCCUCACAUCUCUCAAUAAAGUCAGAUGAACUCUCAA
Molecule: messenger RNA, 3348 nt
Organism: Seriola aureovittata
Lineage: Eukaryota; Metazoa; Chordata; Actinopteri; Carangiformes; Carangidae
Product: SH3 and cysteine-rich domain-containing protein 2-like
Exons: 11
Coding region: 40-1296 (418 amino acids)
Biological process (GO): positive regulation of voltage-gated calcium channel activity; positive regulation of protein localization to plasma membrane; skeletal muscle contraction
Cellular component (GO): extrinsic component of cytoplasmic side of plasma membrane
Molecular function (GO): protein binding
Source: RefSeq, a predicted model, not a curated record